Molecule: messenger RNA, 953 nt
Organism: Diospyros lotus (date-plum)
Lineage: Eukaryota; Viridiplantae; Streptophyta; Magnoliopsida; Ericales; Ebenaceae
Exons: 4
Coding region: 154-789 (211 amino acids)
Source: RefSeq, a predicted model, not a curated record
GCGCACGCCACCCCCCCCCCCCCCCCCCCCUCUCUCUUUCUCUGUGUCCCUCCAUCGUUGAUUAUUCUCCAUCUCCAUGCUUGUUUAUCAUCAUCUUCUUGAAGAAGCUUUGCAGUAACAGGACAACUAUAGCAACCAACCAUCUGGGCGACCAUGGAAAUAGAGACUUCGAAGAAAAGUGCUAGAACGAGGCUUCAAAGUGAGCUGGCAGACUCAAAUUCGAAUCCCCCGGCCCAGAUUAGCUUCGGCCCUGCAACUGAUGAUGACGAUGGCAUGUUUCACUGGCAAGGCAUCAUUAUUGGGCCUAUGGGCACCCAUCUUGAGGGUGAUCUCUUCCACCUCUCCAUCCAGUUCCCCGUUGAUUACCCUUUCAGCCCUCCCCACAUCAAAUUCCAAACCCAGGUUUGUCAUCCAAAUAUAGGCGCAGAUGGCACUGUUCACAUCAACAUACUGACAGAUCAGUGGAGUUCUGCCCUCACCGCUGAGAAGUUGCUGCUUUCCGUUUGUUCGCUUCUCCUGGAUCCAAUUCUGGCUGACAGACCAAUUUUGAAUCUUUAUCAGGAACAACAGGAAGACCACAACUAUUACCGGAAACAAGCACGAAGCCCCUGGUGGAACAAACGGUACGUCACAUCAAAAUGGUGUAGUCGAACGGAUGAACAGAACCUUGAUGAAAAAUGUACGGUGAUAUGGAGGUGCUGGUCAAGGAUCAACUCACUUGUUAAUGCUCACAGCUACAGCUCGAAGCGCGGAAGGAAAAAGAGGCUGUCGGUGCACUGUUCUAUUUGAAAGUUGAUGAAUAUAAAUGAUUUCUUCGUGUAGUUUGAAGGGUUACUUUGUUGUCUUUGUGCCCACAAGUUUUGGUUGAUCGAUCAUUAUUCUGCUUCUUUCCUCUGUCUAUAUGAUAGCCCAAGUUGGCAGUUCUUCACAGCAGAUGCUGUGUUGUUAGUUAA